Molecule: messenger RNA, 2608 nt
Organism: Cephus cinctus (wheat stem sawfly)
Lineage: Eukaryota; Metazoa; Arthropoda; Insecta; Hymenoptera; Cephidae
Exons: 14
Coding region: 40-2427 (795 amino acids)
Source: RefSeq, a predicted model, not a curated record
GUCAGUGACUAGGAUAUACAAGUAGAACGUAGUGUGCGUAUGACAAUUUUCAAUAAUGCGAUAAAGACGACCAACAUGAGAGUUCAGCGUUUGGUGUUCUUAAUGUGUUAUGUAUUAUGCCUGGUAAAUUCGCAAACCAGUAUACCUGAGAAACUUCGAGAAUGCUAUACAAAUGGAAUUAUGGAAGGUACUCAGUUACCGAUGAAUUUACGAGUCAUAGUAGACAUCGUGAGAAAGGCAGAAAGAUAUUCAUAUAGUUCAAUGAAUAUGAGAGCAAUGGCUACAUCAUUGUUACAUAGAUUCAAAUUCGACGGCGUUGAAUUUCAUGAUAAUCUGUCAUUGAUUGAUGGUAUAUUUCCAUUCAGUGGUACAGGAUCGCAAAGAGCAAAGCAUAGAAUCAUUGAGGAAUUGAUUCCUGGAAACGCAGAUAGUUUCCAUUGGGAUGUUCUUACCUUAGAGGAACGAUGCGCGUUGCAUCGUGCUAUUUCAAAUACGAUAUGGAAUCAUCAAUCAGCAUCGGAUGAUAAACUGUGUACUUUUGGGAAUAUAGAGAAGAUAUCUGGCAGAUCAAUGACUGGUGACAAGAAAAAAUGUCCCAUAGAGUAUGGAGUAAUUAUAACACCAUUUGGUACUGUUGCAACUGGUGUAGUAAUAAGUGCAAUUGCUGCAUCCCUUCAGCCACAGAGUGUAAACAUUAAAAUGCUACUGCCAGCAAUUACUGUUAAAUAUUCAGAUGGUUUUCAAGAUAGUGACUUACAGAGUAUAAAUUAUAGCGAAGAUGAAGUUGAUCUUAUUGUACCAAAGCAUGAAAUUCUUCUACGGAGAUCAAUGUGGUUUCAAACACUUGUUGCUUCCUCUGCUAAGCUCGACAAUGUAUGGGCAGCUACCUUGUCAGGUGACUUAGCAGAAAUGGCUGUCUAUCAGGGUCCUAUCGUUGGUUCAGAAAUGGCAAUUGGUGCAACAGGAUUCUGGAAUAGCACUAUGCGUCCUAGCAUAUUCUAUCUUACAGAUAAACAUGGAAGUUUAGAUGCUACCAGAGCUGAAGUUGUAGGAGGAGUUGAUGGACUAGUGAUUGCAGGAAAUUUACAAGGAUGGAUUGAUCAGAUUCAUAGUCUUCGAUUGAGUCAGGUACUGGAUAUGUAUUACAGCAAUAGAGGAGUAUCUUUUGAUAAAAAUAUUAAAGCUUGCGAGAGAGCUAGAGCUUUCUUACACGUAGCUCCAAAAACGAUAUUGGAUGAGCAAACAUACACAAUGACACGUGUACUUGCAUAUCGCAAUAGCAUCGCAUACAUGACUGAUGAAGCGUUAGAGAGAAUGGCCGGUUAUGCGAGUAAUGCAUUUUUUAAUUAUGCAGACAAAUACUUAUUUACAGAAUUACACUGUUACAAUGAGAAGGAAAAGCCUCACGUUGAGAUGUUAAUAGCAUUUGAUGGAGCAUGGUCUAAAGAAUAUACUCAAGACUUUCUUGCCGUAUUGUUGGAAGAUACUGAUGUUUCUAUGUUUGGUUCCAAAAUGGGUAUAAUUCAUGGAACGACCGGCGAGUUGUUAUUAAAUGUUACAAACAGUCCUGCUGUCAUUCACCAUUUUAUAUCAGACAUGACAAAUAUGACUUGGCCUUCGCAACUGAAUUAUACUAGAGUAUUAGAAACAAUAUCUGUAUAUCUGGAUAAUGUAUGGGAACAGAAAAGCACAGUUCGUACCAUUGGAAAUCUUGGACAGGCAGUAGUAUUACUUGUUCCUCUUAAUUCACUGGACGAAACGGAACAAGCAUCGGCUAUGGUAAAAUUACGACAAAUUAAAUCUAAACAUCCAGAUGUACAUUUCUUGUAUUACACAUCUGAAUACAAUGCUCAAAUUUACCGAAAGUUUCUACUAACUCAGGAAGAUCAUUUGAUAAGGAGCUUACAAAUAGACGACAUUACAAGACACCUCUCAAUGGUGCCAAUGACAAUACGACCAAUUCCGUGUAAUGCAAAUAGUACAGUAGGAGCGAAAAAUCAAUUUGAAGCUUAUAUUAGUUCAGCACAAGAUAUGACAUACCGAUUGCAUCCAGCUUGGAGAAACAAUACGAUGAGAAUAAUAGUAACGGUACACGGUGUUGGCUAUGGUACAAUAAAAGUGUGUUCAUGGAACAAAUGGAAUAAUAACGUUGAAAGGAAAGGAUUCUAUUGCAAAGAAUUGUCUGGUCACAAAGAAAUUACUUUAACUGAUUAUUCUAUCUGUACAAAGGGCAAAUCCUGUCCUGAUACAUAUUAUAGGAUACAGAGUGUUUCAUCAUUAAUGAAAUGUACAGAAAUAGAUUGCGAAACACCAGAGCACGUAAGAUAUAUUAUUCGCGCCGAGAAUCAAUUCUGCUCAGGAUCAACAUCCACUGUGUUUCUGUUACCAAUUAUAAUAGUUUUUACGUUUACGUCACUGAUUUUGUAAAUAGUAACAUCAAAGUACAAAAAUUUACUACUCGCAAUGCGCCUACAAUAAUUUUAUAAUUUAUUAUUUGUUCGCUGCACAUGUCAUAAUUAGUUAAUCGUAUAAACAUAGACCAAUGAAAAAAAAUCAUGAAAUUAUUAAUACUUGAUGGUGUGCCAUUUUACAAUGGAAAUUGAUUAAU